AAAAAAUGGCCAGUGUGUGUAUGACGCAAACGGGUUACCAACAACAGCAACAUCACUUUCAAAUGUUGAACGGCAACAUAAUGUUGUUGCAAAAAGCACAACAACAACAGCAGCAACUGCAACAACAAACGCUCCAGCAAACAGCUACGCUCUACCAAACGAAGAAGCAGCAAAGCAUCGCGCCCGCACCCAAAGUGCUGGGCAGCAGCAAUCUGCAUAACAUCCAAAUGGGUCCGGGGGCUGCUGAUGACCUGCUGCCACGCAAGAAGUACACCUACAUGAAUAUGCCUUACGGCGAACAAUUACCGUCGGUGGCGCGUCGCAAUGCGCGCGAGCGCAAUCGUGUCAAGCAGGUGAACAACGGUUUCGCCAACUUGCGUCAACAUCUGCCACAGACGGUCAUCAAUACGUUGUCGCAUGGCGGACGCGGCGCCAGCAAGAAGCUCUCCAAAGUGGAUACGCUGCGCAUUGCGGUCGAAUACAUACGCGGUCUGCAGGACAUGCUCGAGGAGUCGCAACCAAGUACGACUACUAGUAAUAUGCAUGUUGGCACGGCGCUAUGCGAUGAGUCCAGCAAUGAUGGCAGCAACUACGGCUACUCCUCCAUGGGCAGUCCCAGCGAUGUCGCAUUCAACCAGCUGCAACGCUCUUACCACUCUGAGGCUUCAGUCUCGCCAGCGCCCAGUUACAGCGGCGACUCAGACAUUUCCAUUGGCGGCGCCAACUAUUUGCAUCCCGUCAAGUUGGAGGCGCAGCAGCAGCAACAGCCACAAACGGCCGUGCAUGCGUCGCAAUUCAAAUUCGAGUCGUUCGACGAUUUCGCACAUUUGUCGCCCGAGGAGGAGCAACCGGACGAUGAGGAGCUCUUGGACUACAUUUCUUCGUGGCAAGAGCAAUAA
This is a messenger RNA of Bactrocera tryoni, 899 nucleotides long. RefSeq names its product achaete-scute complex protein T3 (gene l(1)sc). The record is from RefSeq and is a predicted model, not a curated record. Gene Ontology annotation, biological process: regulation of transcription by RNA polymerase II; developmental process. Gene Ontology annotation, molecular function: protein dimerization activity; RNA polymerase II transcription regulatory region sequence-specific DNA binding; DNA-binding transcription factor activity, RNA polymerase II-specific. Lineage: Eukaryota; Metazoa; Arthropoda; Insecta; Diptera; Tephritidae. The transcript has a single exon. The coding region runs from base 6 to 899 and encodes 297 amino acids.